AAUUCACGUCAAAUUUCAAUUGCGUCAUCUCAUUUUUCCGCCCAAAACAAAUCCUCCCUUCGCGCUCGUCAAGGGGAGAAAGAGAAAAGACAAAACGAGCAGAGAAAAUGACGGAAAGUGAGGGAAAGUGUAAGAAAAUGGGCAAAGAGAAGAGAGGUAGAAGCUUCAUCGCCUUCACCGGAGCUGCGGCGGUGCUUGGAAUUGCGGCGAACCUAGCUAUCACCGCAAUCAAGUACCAGAAGGCAAAAAAUGCUAAGAAGAAAGAUCUUGCAGGUUCCAAGGUGCGCGUUAAUCUCUCUGCAUCUGAGAUUCUUAAGCUGGCUGAGCAAAUCAUUGCUAACUCAAACAAGGCCCAUAAUUCUGUUGCGUCGGUGCCUCUCGACAAGGUUACAUAUGCAAAUGUUAUAUCACCUCUGGCAGAACUGCAAGCGCAGCAAUUCCCACUGGUCCAGUCUUGUGUGUUUCAGAAGAUGGUAUCUACUCGAGAGGAUGUACGCAAAGCAAGUGCAGAAGCAGAGCGAAGAAUAGAUGCUCAUCUUGAUGCGUGCAGCAAACGUGAGGAUGUGUAUCUUGUCAUUAAAGCAUUUGCAGUAAAGGGGGAGUGGAUGAAUGCUGAAGCCAAACGCUUUGUUCAAAUCCUGGUGAGAGAUUUUGAGCGAAAUGGAUUGAACCUCACAGCAAGCAAAAGAGAAGAGUUGCAGCGUCUUAGGGCUCAGAUUGAUGAAUUAAGUUUUAAAUACAUCCAAAAUCUCAAUGACGAUAGCAAGUUUCUUCUCUUCACUGAGGCAGAGUUAGCUGGAUUACCUCCAGAGUUUCUCAAGGGUUUAGAUAAAUCGGAAAAUGGAAAAUUUAAAAUUUCCCUGAGAAGUCAUCUUGUUGCAGCUGUACUUGAAUUUUGCAAGGUUGGAACUACCAGGCGGAUGGUAUCAAGGGCAUAUGGGAAUCAGUGUGGAGAAAUCAAUGUUUUUAUCUUAGAAAGCCUGGUGCAACAACGCCAUAAAUAUGCUCGUUUACUUGGCUACUCAUGCUAUGCAGAGUAUGCCAUCGAUGUUAGAAUGGCAAAGACACCAAAAAAGGUUUUUGAGUUCCUGAAAGACAUAUCGACAAGUUUAACUGACUUGGCCAUGAAAGAACUUAAUAUCUUGAAAGAUUUGAAGAAGAAAGAGGAAGGGGAGUUUCCAUUUGGAAUUGAGGACCUACUGUAUUACGUAAAACGGGUUGAAGAGCAGGGUUAUGAUUUGGACUUUGGAGAGAUCAAGCAAUACUUUCCAAUUAGUGUGGUUUUAUCAGGGAUCUUCAAAAUUAUCCAAGAUCUAUUUGGCUUAAGGUUUGAGAAAAUUGCAGGAGCUGAUGUUUGGCAUUGUGAUGUUUGUGUUUUUUCAGUGCUGGACUUGGGUUCUAGUGAACUCUUAGGUUAUUGCUACUUUGAUUUGUUCUCAAGGGAAGGAAAGUAUGGUCAUACUUGUGUGUUGGCUCUCCAGAACAGUGCAUUAACAAGCAAUGGGGCACAGCAGAUACCAGUUGCAUUGUUAAUAUCUCAGUGUCAGAAGGAUGCUGAUGGUAGUUCUGGAUUAUUACGGUUUUCUGAAGUGGUCAGUCUUUUCCAUGAGUUUGGCCACGUGGUUCAACAAAUUUGCAACCGUGCAUCAUUUACCAGAAUUUCUGGAUUAUGUGUUGAUCCUGACUUUGUGGAGAUACCUGCUCAACUGUUAGAAAACUGGUGUUAUGAAAGCUAUUCUCUCAAGUUGAUUUCAGGAUUUUAUCAGGAUAUUACAAAACCGUUAAAGGAUGACAUAUGCAAAUCAAUUAAAAGAUGGAGGACUUCUUUUUCUGCACUUAAAUUGAAGCAAGAUAUUCUCUGCUGUCUUUUUGACCAAAUCAUACAUUCUGCGGAUAACAUAGACAUUCAGGAAUUAUUCAAGCAUCUUCAUCCCAUGGAGAUGUUAGGCUUGCCAAUAUUAGAAGGAACCAAUCCAGCGUCAUAUUUUCCUUCUACUGUCAUUGGUUAUGAGGCAGCUUGCUACAGUCGUAUAUGGAGUGAGGUUUUUGCUGCUGAUAUAUUCACCUCAAAGUUCUGCAACGAUGUUUCAAACCAGCAAGCGGGCAUGCAAUUCAGGAACAAGGUAUUGGCCUCGGCAGGAGUGAAAGACCCCAUUGAUGUGUUAUCAGACUUUCUAGGAAGAGAACCAUCAAUCCAAGCUUACAUUGAGAACAAAGUCAAGUAUGUUUUGUAAGGCUUUUUGGCCGGACGUGUACAUUGACAAAUUUUUAUUUGGCCAGAAUCAGUCUAUUGGCACUUUAUUGCUUUUUUUGGAGCAUUAAAUGAAAAUUAAUGGGUCAGUGUAAAAAUUAGUACAUAUUAUUUUUAUUAUGCAAAAUUAAUAAAAAA
Molecule: messenger RNA, 2389 nt
Organism: Glycine soja
Lineage: Eukaryota; Viridiplantae; Streptophyta; Magnoliopsida; Fabales; Fabaceae
Product: probable thimet oligopeptidase
Exons: 20
Coding region: 108-2234 (708 amino acids)
Biological process (GO): peptide metabolic process; proteolysis
Molecular function (GO): metalloendopeptidase activity
Source: RefSeq, a predicted model, not a curated record